Messenger RNA from Penicillium vulpinum, 1059 nucleotides. RefSeq names its product zinc-dependent alcohol dehydrogenase family protein. The record is from RefSeq and is a predicted model, not a curated record. Lineage: Eukaryota; Fungi; Ascomycota; Eurotiomycetes; Eurotiales; Aspergillaceae. The transcript has 3 exons. Gene Ontology annotation, molecular function: oxidoreductase activity. The coding region runs from base 1 to 1059 and encodes 352 amino acids.
AUGUCAAGCCCUCAAGUCACCCGCCGUCGUGCCUUCAGACGAACAGACAAUUAUACUCCAGGAAGGCCGAGGCUAGAGCUUGUAUGGGAAGCACUUGCGCUGCCACUUGCACCGACUGCCGUCUUGAUCAAAGUGCAUGCCGUUGCUCUUAAUUACCGCGAUGCCAACAUCGCGAAUGGAGGGAACCCGUGGCCGGUAAUUCCAAACGUGAUUUUGGGUAACGACGCAGCGGGCGAGGUCCUAGCAGUUGGUCAUAAGGUGAAGACAUUGGCGGUCGGGGAUAGGGCCGGACCUAUUACAGAUACUGAGAAUAUUUCAGGACGUGAAGUAAAGCGGUCAUGGCUGGCAGCAGACGAGGAUGGAGUUAUGGCGGAUCAUAUUAUUUUCGACGAGAAUGCUCUGUGUAAACUUCCGGAUCACCUUGACUGGGUUGUAGCUGCUAUAAUUCCUUGUGCUGGUGUUACUGCUUGGUCGGCGUUGAAGGGUAUGGUUAUUGGGCAGACUGUGUUGAUUCAAGGAACUGGAGGUGUCAGUGUUUUUGCACUCAAGCUUGCAAGGGCUGCGGGCCUUCGGGUGAUUUUAACAUCUUCGAGUGAUGAGAAGCUCGAACAAAUGAAGGUCAAGUACUCAAACCCGUCCAUCAUGACGAUAAACUACUCUCAAAUGCCUGGCUGGGACAAAGAGGUUCUCAAAUUGACUAACGGCAUCGGUGUGGACAUUGUUGUUGAGACUGGCGGAUCUAGCUCCUUGGUUAAGAGUAUGAGAUGUACUCGACGCGGCGGUGUGGUCAGCCAGGUUGGAUAUCUUUCACGGCCGGACCCUAACGACCUGCGAGAGCUGAUACCGACCAUUAUAGAUCGGAGGAUCAAUUUGAGGCGAGACCGAGGUAUCAAUGCAGGGUCAAAGCAUGAUAUGGAAGACUUCUGUGCUGCACUAUCAGCAGCUCAAAUGCCGCUGGAUGACCUCAUUGACAAAACAUUUCCAUUUGAGCAAGCCGAAGAGGCCAUUGAAUAUGUUUGGCAAGGUAAACAAGUUGGGAAGAUUGUGCUCCGUAUCUAG